This is a messenger RNA of Tetranychus urticae (two-spotted spider mite), 1731 nucleotides long. RefSeq names its product RuvB-like helicase 2 rept (gene rept). NCBI's taxonomy places the organism in Eukaryota, Metazoa, Arthropoda, Arachnida, Trombidiformes, Tetranychidae. The record is from RefSeq and is a predicted model, not a curated record. Gene Ontology annotation, molecular function: ATP hydrolysis activity; ATP-dependent activity, acting on DNA; ATP binding.
AAAAAGUUGCGCGAGUCGGUUUGAAAUGCCGGAUUUAAUGAAAAACACAUUGUUUUGAAAGCUUAAUUGAUAAUCUAUUUUUAUUAAUUAAUUUGAUCUCAUUUCUUAUUGAUUCAACCUAAUAUUUUUCUUUUAAAACUCUAUUGAUUCCGAUACUCAAUUUAUAAUGACAUUGUCAGGGAUAACUCGACAAGCUAGUGAGAUGAAGGAUCUCACCAAAGUCGAUCGUAUUGGGGCUCAUUCUCAUAUCAGAGGUCUUGGCUUGGAUGAAUUUCUGCAACCUAAAAAGAUUUCUGAAGGAAUGGUUGGGCAAAUGAAUGCACGUAGAGCUGCUGGAUUGAUUAUGCAAAUGAUUAAGGAAAGUAAAAUCUACGGGCGAGCAGUUCUCAUAGCUGGUGAACCGGGUACUGGAAAAACUGCUAUUGCAACAGCAUUAUUCAAAUCCCUCGGAAGACGUACUCCUUUCACAAUUAUAUCAGGAUCUGAGAUUUUCAGCUUGGAAAUAAGUAAAUCUGAGGCUUUGAUGCAGGCUUUCAGAAAGUCGAUUGCUGUUAAAAUUAAAGAAGAAACUGAAAUUAUCGAAGGGGAAGUUGUUGAGAUAACAAUUGAUAGACCAGCCAAUGGUACCGGCAAUAAAACCGGUAAACUAACUAUGAAAACAACUGAUAUGGAAACUAUCUAUGAUCUUGGUCAAAAAAUGAUUGACAGUUUAACAAAAGAAAAAAUUGGAGCUGGAGAUGUGAUAAUAAUUGAUAAAUCUUCUGGAAAAAUAACAAAAAUUGGAAGAAGUUUUACCCGUGCUCGUGAUUAUGAUGCUAUGGGCCCUCAAACUAAAUUUGUUCAAUGUCCAAGUGGUGAAUUACAAAAACGGAAAGAGGUGACUCACACAGUUUCUUUGCAUGAGAUAGAUGUUAUCAAUAGUCGGACUCAAGGAUUUUUAGCCUUAUUCUCUGGUGACACUGGUGAGAUCAAAGCAGAAGUUCGUCAGCAAAUAAAUGAAAAAGUCAGUGAAUGGAGAGAAGAAGGAAAAGCCGAAAUUGUUCCAGGAGUUCUUUUUAUUGAUGAGGUUCAUAUGCUGGACAUUGAAUGCUUCUCAUUUUUAAAUCGAGCUCUCGAAUCACCGCUAGCUCCUAUCCUUAUUGUUGCCAGUAAUAGAGGAAUCACUAAAAUCAGAGGUACCAACUAUGAGUCUCCACAUGGUAUGCCACUAGAUUUGUUAGAUAGAAUGAUCAUUAUUUCAACUGUUCCAUACACCGAAGACGAAAUUUCCUACAUUCUCAAGAUCCGAUGCGAAGAAGAAGACGUUAAAUUUACCGAAGAAGCUUUCAUUUUACUGGCUCGAGUAGCUGCAGAAAAAAGUCUUCGAUAUGCCAUGCAAUUGAUUACUACAGCCAAUGUUGUUCAUUUGAAAAGAAAAUCGAAAGAAGAAGCCAUUGAUGUUGGAGUGAUUAAAAGAGUUUACUCUCUGUUUCUUGAUGUGCACAGAUCAAGUCAACACCUGGAAGAGUAUCAGGCACAAUAUCUUUUCCACCAAACAGUCAACAAUGACGUUGAAAUGAAAUCUUGAAUUACUGAUAAGCAAUUCAAAUCCUGACAUUGUACUUUUUUAACUUUUCUGUUCCAGAAUCAUCUGUCUUUGAUUAAAUAUGUCACUCUCGUUCAAGUUAAAUUUAUAAUUUAUUUGCUUAAUAAAAAGUUUCACAAUUCGCUACAAAAUUGUUCCUAAAUUUA